Messenger RNA from Ramularia collo-cygni, 564 nucleotides. RefSeq lists its product as uncharacterized. The record is from RefSeq and is a predicted model, not a curated record. Lineage: Eukaryota; Fungi; Ascomycota; Dothideomycetes; Mycosphaerellales; Mycosphaerellaceae. Bases 1 to 564 code for a protein of 187 amino acids. The transcript has 2 exons.
AUGCGUCUCGUUCUUACGAUGCCGGAUCCGUUUCGUGUUCUCCAACCACCAAGGCGUCUUUGGAUGCUUUUUUACCCAGUAAGAACAGCAACAGUGCUGCUGGCGAAUCUAGAGGAAGGAUGCAGACAUUCUCGCAAAAUCGCAAGUGAACGCGGAUGUUUGGCUAUCAGAAAUGACGUCCGAUGCACAGAGCCGCUCCAUCUUUUUUUGCGCAGUCAUUCGGCGUUUGGUAGGUCGGCCAUUCAGUGGAGUUUGGUAGAUCGGCCAUUCAGUGGAGCUUGGCGUUCGGUGCAAUUUUGUAUAUGCUUGGCUGGCGAAUGGUUCAAGUGGAACUGCCAAGUUCUCGCAGUCGGCGGUCCGCUGGUCUGCUGGUCAUUCUUGAGACAUUGCCAAAUUGCUUCGGAUCCGCGAUCAUGUGUCCUGCUGGAAUUGAUACGAUUGCACAACGCCCGGCGGUCUACGCGCAGCGGAUGUUGGCCAAAUCGCCAUUCUCUUGCUCUCUCCCUACAUUUCGACGAUUUAACCACUGCUUUGAAGCACGCGACGUUGAACACCGUCCUCUGA